AUGCAAAGUAGAGUGUGCAGGCCGCACCGUCGUGUGCAUGUAGGGGGUGAGGGAUGGCCGGUUCUUUCCUCCUGCGUGGUGGACUAUCUGGACAGCCUUGGGGAUAGCUGCCCGAUGGCGGUGAAGCAACGGGACAGGCACUUGUGUGGGUGGCGUGUAGCAGUUCGCUCGCCUGUGGGCAGCGGAGGCGCCGUUGUUCUCGCAUUGCGCAUCUGGCAAUUCAGCACUUACACUGCAAAGGGCGGGCAUACGAUUCAACGCCUUGCCAUAAGCAGGAUAGUCGGAAUGGUCGUUGUUGCAUGGAUUGGCACUGCAGUAGUGGAACGCCCAGUUGGCGGGGUGUGGGAACUAAUGAAUCAGCGGAGAGCCCGUGCGUUUGCUUCACCUUUGGAGGCCGUGGAGCAGUCAUUGGGGCGCGGCACGGUUCCAGAGAUGGCGAGUGGCGUGCGGCCUGGGUUUCCGGCACCCGCAGCAAUCGAACGCGUCAUAACGGCGGAUGCAGAGAUGCGACGGAGUGCUGAAUGCUGGCGUUUGCGCAAGCGCGUCAUUCCCGCCAGCACAGUGCAUGCUAUUGGGGAGUGGCGAGGAAAGCGCAGAGGAUAG
This is a messenger RNA of Eimeria acervulina, 603 nucleotides long. RefSeq lists its product as hypothetical. The coding region runs from base 1 to 603 and encodes 200 amino acids. The record is from RefSeq and is a predicted model, not a curated record. The transcript has 5 exons. NCBI's taxonomy places the organism in Eukaryota, Apicomplexa, Conoidasida, Eucoccidiorida, Eimeriidae.